UGCAGGUGCCAUCCCGUCGCUCUGCCUCGCGUCACGGAUCGCCCUCAGUCAGAAAUCUUGACUUGCAACUUCGGAGGGUGGGUCCCUGCAGGAAUCCCAGUGCGCGAUGAGGAGCGCUGCCCUGUGGUAGCAGGCGCCGGGCUGGAGCGCGGGCAGGCGGCCGGGCGGCUGAGGCUGGGGCGCCUUCUGUGGACUGAACCCCCAGACAGGGAUGCUGUGACACUUUGAUAUAUACACACACACACAGACGUAUAUUUAUACUGUACCUGAGUUCGUUGGACGUGAGCUAUCAUAUACACUCAAGAAUGUUUCAGACGUUUAAAGACUGGUUUUGGUUGGAAAGAUUCUGGCUCCCUCCAGCAAUAAAGUGGUCAGACCUCGAAGAUCACGAUGGACUCGUCUUUGUAAAACCCUCUCAUCUGUACAUGACCAUCCCAUAUGCCUUCGGCUUGCUGAUUAUCCGGCAUUUCUUUGAAAAAUUUAUCGCCACACCUCUAGCAAAGACUUUCGGUAUUAAAGAGGAAGUUCGGAAGAUUAUACCAAACACUGUCUUAGAGACUUUUUACAAACGCUCUACGAGCAAACCAUCUGAAGAUGAUGUUUAUGGCCUGGCAAAGAAGUGCAACCUGACGGAGCGCCAGGUUGAAAGAUGGUUUCGGAGUCGGCGGAAUCAGGACAGGCCUUGCAGGAUGAAGAAAUUCCAGGAGGCUUGCUGGCGAUUUGCAUUUUACUUAGUGAUUACUGUGGCUGGGAUCGCGUUUCUUUAUGAUAAACCUUGGGUAUAUGACCUCGGGGAGGUGUGGAAUGGCUAUCCCAGACAGCCCUUGCUGCCAUCCCAGUACUGGUACUACAUCCUGGAGAUGAGCUUUUAUUGUUCGCUCUUACUCAGCCUGGGCUCUGAUGUGAAGAGGAAGGAUUUUUUUGCUCAUGUCAUCCACCACCUGGCUGCCCUCAGCCUGAUGAGCUUCUCCUGGUGCGCUAACUACAUCCGCAGCGGGACCCUGGUGAUGAUUGUGCACGACGUGGCCGACAUUUGGCUGGAGUCUGCAAAGAUGUUUUCUUACGCUGGAUGGAAGCAAACUUGCAAUACCCUGUUCUUCAUCUUUUCCGCCAUAUUUUUCAUCAGCCGCCUCAUCAUUUUCCCCUUCUGGAUUCUGUAUUGCACGCUGGUGAUCCCCAUGCUCUACCUCGAGCCCUUCUUUUCCUACAUCUUCCUCAACCUGCAGCUCAUGGUCCUGCAAAUCCUUCACCUGUACUGGGGUUACUUCAUCCUGAAGAUGCUCAAGAGAUGUAUAUUCACAAAGAAAAUCCAGGAUGUGAGGAGUGAUGACGAGGAGUACGAAGAAGAGGAAGAGGAAGAGGAAGAGAAGAAGGAAGAGGCCACCAAAGACAAAGAGAGAGACUGUGUGAAGAACGGACUCGGGCCCGACCGGAGCCUCCUUCCCAAUGGUCAGCAUGGCCGUUAGCGGGAAGCCCACGUGGGUCUCGGGCCAGUGUGAGCAGGGCCACAGAAGCCAGGCUGCCCUCCAUCACUGCAACCCAGGCCCCACAGGGACCCCAGACCCGCCCUCCCUCGCCCCAGUGCCCCUCCAGAUGUAUUUAACAAAAACGUUGUUGGAAUGUGUUAAAAUGUUAAAUAUAAGCGUUCCCAUGGA
Messenger RNA from Myotis davidii, 1655 nucleotides. It is a transcript of the gene CERS3, whose product is annotated as ceramide synthase 3. The record is from RefSeq and is a predicted model, not a curated record. Gene Ontology annotation, biological process: ceramide biosynthetic process. The transcript has 12 exons. Gene Ontology annotation, cellular component: membrane. NCBI's taxonomy places the organism in Eukaryota, Metazoa, Chordata, Mammalia, Chiroptera, Vespertilionidae. The coding region runs from base 306 to 1466 and encodes 386 amino acids. Gene Ontology annotation, molecular function: DNA binding; sphingosine N-acyltransferase activity.